AAAGCCGCAGUGGACUCUCCGAACGGUUCGCAUUUCGGGGGAUAAGAAAUGGGAUUUAAAUCAUUUCGUUCAGCUAUUCUUCCCUCUGCAUAGCGUGAAUUGCUGUGUUUUUUCCCCUGAUAAGGGAGUUCCUCGAGGUUAAACAUCUGAGCUGGGGAAUCCACACUUUGAGACUCUCCCAAGAUGUCAACAUGCACCUCUGUAGGGAUGUUUAACAACUGAUCGGAUGUCUUGGAUUUCCUGCAAACAUCAACAAGAUAUUUUUUUUCUCAGUGGACAACAAGCAGCAUGAUUUUGAACCGAGAAACAAGCCCGAGUGAAGACAAUCUGAUCACUUUGAUGGAAAGCUAUCAGUUUCUGACUAUGUCAAUUGGAAAUUAUUGAGUCAGUUUAUCUGUUCCCAGACAUCUGCAGUGUGUUUUUUUUUUUUUUUUUAAAGGAUGUACUGAACUAUGUAGGGAUUGAAUCAAGAACAAAAAGACUUCACCAACAGGUACCUGCUUAUUGUCCAUGCAAAGAACCCAGCGGGAGUGUGGAGGAGGAUAGACUCUUAGGUUUGGUAGUUUGCAGAACCAGCCCCUGAAGAUGCUGCAGUCUGGUAACUACUCUCUGGUGCUGCUCAUCCAGCUGACACUUUUGGCCUAUGACCUCUUUGUCAACUCCUUCAGUGAACUCCUGAGGGCAGCGCCUGUCAUCCAACUAGUGCUUUUCAUCAUCCAGGACAUUGCCAUCUUGUUCAACGUGAUCAUCAUCCUGCUGAUGAUGUUCAACACCUACGUGUUCCAGGUCGGCCUGGUGUCCCUGCUAGUGGAGAGAUUCAGGGUUCUGCUGAUGUUUUCGGCUCUGUACCUGACCCUCAGCAUCUGCUUCCACAGCUGGGUGUUGAACCUUAGGUGGCUCGACUCAAACCGUUUUAUUUGGACUGACGGUCUUCAAGCUCUUUUUGUUUUCCAGAGAACAGUGGCUGUUUUGUAUUACUACUUAUACAAACGCACAGCAGAGUAUAUGGGAGACCCACGGCUGUACGAGGACUCUCUGUGGCUGCGAGAGGCCUUCGCAAGAGCUCGACAGUGAAGAGGGACUUUUUGAGAUCACCAUCAGCUGUAGGACAUUUUGGACUGUUUUUAUAUUAAGAAGAAAUGCAUCAUACCCAUGAACAUAUGGCACAAGCAAAGUGCUCACUUAGAAAUCUGAUGGAACUCACUAACAGGUCAAGGGGCUGAGACAAAGUGUCAUCCAUUAUUUUUGUCUACUGCCUCUGGAUAGUCUGGCAUUGAGCCAGUCAAAUGGUUUACAUUGGCAGGUAAGUCUAACGUGACAGUAUUGUAUUAAUCAGGAUUGGCUCUUAUCUCUGUGGCCUUGGUUAAUCCGUUUGUGUUGCAGACAUAAUGAAACAAUGUUGAAGAUGCAGUUAGUUUGAUUGUGACUGUUAUGCUGUACCUUUUGUAAAAAAAAAAAAACGUAUUGUUAUAGUUCUUUUUUAAUGAAAGUGUGUUAUUCUCAACUAGGGAGGAAACCUGUUGGGUUGUUUUGCCUUGUAAGGUUAGUUUGAGCUGUUUACAUGGUUAACAUACUUUUAAUAAGCCAAUUUUCAUAUGUACCCAGUUGUCUUUGAGCAGGGAUCUUUGAAUGGUCUUCCUGUUGUUUUUAUUAAAUAAUCCAUGUCUAAUCCCCGUGUAAUCUCUCAUCACUAGCGUGGAGAGUAUUAUCCUGGGCACAAGGUGAAACAGACUGCUCUAUUUUUAACGCCGAGAUUAAUCAGGGAUUGAGCUUUUAGGCGCCACUAGUAAAACGCACCAUAAAUAGUCUUCAGUGGUUCAAAGUAACCUUCUUAUCCCGACCACUUGACAGGUUAAAUUACAGUGAACUUCUAGACUGUCAACAUUUAUAUUACUGAUUUUUUUUUUUAAAGAUGUUGAGAUCCAUUCAUAAUUUCCAACAUUGGUUCACAAUAAAACACACCAGAAGUUUUACAAAUCCCCUUUACUUGUGACGAGAAAACCAAAGUCCACAUAAUCGCAUAUUAUUGUCAGUGCAGUCCAAUUAAAUCCAGUCUGUGUCGGGUUUGGUGUUGCUCCUCUGGAAUGUGUUACUCUUCAAAUCAGUCACCACGAACUGCAGGAAACAAGAGAGAGAAGUUAACUACAAAACUCUUUCAGUUAUUGAAAAAUCAAACACAACUAGACAUUAAUAACACCUUAAACAUACCUUCAUACGUAGAUCCCAACCCAAAGUAGUAAGAACAGCACACCGAAGCCCAUGAAAAGUGAUGCCACAAGGGAGAUCAGUAACUCUUUGUAGACAUCCCGGGUAUAUUUUGUUGAUGUCACCUC
This is a messenger RNA of Labrus bergylta (ballan wrasse), 2333 nucleotides long. Lineage: Eukaryota; Metazoa; Chordata; Actinopteri; Labriformes; Labridae. The record is from RefSeq and is a predicted model, not a curated record.